Messenger RNA from Oncorhynchus tshawytscha (Chinook salmon), 2377 nucleotides. Its product is annotated as protein mono-ADP-ribosyltransferase PARP12. The record is from RefSeq and is a predicted model, not a curated record. Lineage: Eukaryota; Metazoa; Chordata; Actinopteri; Salmoniformes; Salmonidae. The transcript has 12 exons. The coding region runs from base 80 to 2056 and encodes 658 amino acids. Gene Ontology annotation, molecular function: NAD+ poly-ADP-ribosyltransferase activity; metal ion binding.
AUACAAAUUUAGGGUGAGGUGAUGAGCAUAAAGAUACUAGGUGCCUACCAUAACGAUACCAGGUGCCUACUAUAACACGAUGUCGUCUGUGGUGUCUCAAUAUGUUACAAAAAUUAUCUGUGGAAAUCAAGGAUGUUUGGACUUCAAGCAGCUUGACCAGAUCGUUGGUCAAAAGUUCACUUGUGCAAAUGAGGUCCUACUUGGAAUACUUCGUGACAGCAGAAAAUAUGCCAUCAGUGAAGGCAAAGAAAAGGCUUCGGGUUGUGUUAUGAGCCAGGACAGUGUUAUUGUUGCUAAGACUUCACUACGAGUCUGUCAAACCUCUCAUAAAGAGUGUCAUCAGUGCGAUAAUUUACACAUAUGCAGCCACUUUGUAUGCGGUAACUGCAAGUACGGGAACAAGUGCAAAAAGGCCCACAGUCUAGAUUGCCCACACAACGCAGCUAUUAUAAGUGAGGUGGGUCACCAUGACCUGGGGGAGGCAGAGCUGUUCCAACUUCUGCUGCAGAACGACCCCUACCUGAUGCCUGAGAUCUGCUCCCAUUACAACAAGCGCGUUGGUGAGCAUGGCAUCUGCAAGUUUAAAAGCAGCUGCACAAAACUCCACCUCUGCCUGCACUUCCUCCAGGGUGACUGUAGGUUUGGUGCUGGUUGUAAGAGGGCCCACACGUUCGAUGCCCCUGCAAUGAAGAUUCUAAACAGCAGAGGAUUCAGCCAAGAGAACAUCAAGAUCCUCCACAAUAUCUACAAGAAUAAAUUCAUCAUAACUCACCAAGAAAAUCCAGCUGCUGUAGCACCCUCCCUUGCUCCAGUCAUGAUGCCAGUUGAGAAACAUCAGCCCUCCUCCAGCUCCACCAGUGAGACUGACAUGAAUGAAAUCUGCCUCUUCUUCAUCCGCAGUCGCUGCAGCUUCAAAGACACAUGUGUCCGUGUCCACUACCAUCUGCCUUACAAAUGGCAGAUCUUAGAUGGAGUGACUUGGAGAGACCUGGACAAUGUAGAGGAGAUUGAGAAGGCCUACUGUAACCCACAAAAUGACACAAGUGGAGGAAGUAAGCCUGUGAACUUCCUCACCAUGACAUGUGGAAGCCCUCCAGUUCGUCGUCUGUCCACUGUUUCAUCCGUCACCAAACCCCCUAACUUCAUCCUCACAACAGAAUGGCUGUGGUACUGGAGAAAUGACUGUGGCCAGUGGAUAGAGUAUGGCCAUGAGGGUGGUGAGGGGAAUGUGACCUCUGUCAUUUCCCAGAUCCUGGAGAAUGCUUACCAAACUGACUCUGACAGCGAGAUUACAUUUGAAUGUGGAGAUCAGAAGUACAUUCUCAGUCUCAAAGAGAUGCAUCAGCAGAAUAUUAGAUUUAAAACCAAAAGAGCAAUUUGUAGAAGGCCCUGUUUUCUCUCUAAGGAAGAUGUGAAUGCCAAGCUGAAGAGUGAGUCUAAGGAGAGCACCAGCUCCUCUGUGACUGUCCCUCCACACUGGGACAAAGGAGUCUUGUCUGACACCACAGACUACAAGCUGGUUCCACUCUCAAGCCAGAUAGAAGAGUACCAAAAGUUGGAGAAGCUAUUCAAAAAUACCAUGGCCAGCAGCACCAUCCACAGCAUCAAACGGAUCCAGAACCCCUCACUCUGGAGGGUCUUCCAGUGGCAGAAGGAACAGAUGAUGAAGAAGAAUGGCGGGAAACUGGUUGAUGAGAGAGAAUUGUUCCACGGCACAGAUCACUCUAUUAUAGAUGUCAUCUGUGAACAGAACUUUGACUGGAGGACCUGCGGUGUGAAUGGAACACUUUAUGGCCUCGGGAGCUACUUUGCUAGAGAUGCCUCAUACUCUAACGCGUACAUAAGAUCUCAGAGCAGCAGUAAGAAGAUUAUGUUUGUGGUUCUGGUCUUGGUUGGAGAGUUCACCAAUGGGUGUCGAACAUACCGUCGUCCACCUCAGAAAAGCACCAGCAAGGCCCUCUACGACAGCUGUGUCGACUCAGAAAAAAACCCAUCCAUUUUUGUUGUGUUUGAGAAACAGCAGAUUUAUCCUGAAUACCUAAUUGAGUACUCCUAAAAUCCACAGGGGUCCAUACCAAUGUCUUCCACUGAAGACAACUGAUAUUUUGUGACUUGCUAACAGUCCUCACAUGCUCUACCUACUGUAUUUCUGUAUUGAAAUGGGGCUAGGGAUUUAUUGAAUUGGGGCUAGUUUUGUGGUAUUUUUUUGUUAUUAUUUUGGGCUCUUUUAAUCCAUUUCGCCAGUUCAGUGCUAUAGCAUGAUUGAAAUUUAAAGGCAAUGUUCCCACGCUCACAGUCGCUUUGUCACGCCCUGGUCUUAGUAUUUUGUGUUUCCUUUAUUAUUUUGGUCAGGCCAGGGUGUGACAUGGGUUUAUUA